This is a messenger RNA of Mytilus californianus (California mussel), 836 nucleotides long. RefSeq names its product cysteine and tyrosine-rich protein 1-like. The transcript has 4 exons. NCBI's taxonomy places the organism in Eukaryota, Metazoa, Mollusca, Bivalvia, Mytilida, Mytilidae. The record is from RefSeq and is a predicted model, not a curated record. Bases 90 to 551 code for a protein of 153 amino acids.
UACAGGUAAAUAGAAAUCGAUUUUUGAGUUUUUUAAGAUACUUUAUUCUAAAGGAUAUAUCUAGAAAGAAAAGGAAUAUAUUAACAGAAAUGAUAGGAUACGUCUUCAUAUUCCAGGUUCUUUUAGGAUUUACCAGUGCGUCAUACUGUUCCUAUUAUAGCUAUGGCUACACUAGUUAUAAAUAUUGUAUCGAUGGAUGCUGCUAUUCAUUAACGUCUGAUCCGUGCUGUUACAGUAACUAUGGUUAUAUCUAUUCUAGUCUUACACUAUCGGUCGGAGCAAUUGUUGGCAUUGUAAUUGGUGUGAUUGUAGCCAUAAGUUCAGUUGUGACGAUUGCCGUAUGUUUGUGUUGUGCAUGUGCUAGAUCAAGACCAGCUGCUCACGGACAGAUUAUCACACAAGCACAACCGAAUAUUUCAUACGUUGCUACGUCGAAUCAAACAGGUAUGCAAGCAGGGUUCAGUCAGCCGUAUGGUGUCAAUGACAACAGUGGAUUUGUCCCACCACCGGCAUAUAAUCAAGCAGCUAUGCCUGGCCAGCAUCCCAGUUAACUAUUUAAUUAUUAAAUAUUAUAUAAGCAUAGUAUAAUGACAUUUUAAAAUUGCUUUGAGUAUUUUGAAAUUAAUGCUAAUCAUACAGAUUUAUCUAUAUGUCAAAUAUCAAAAUAGACUAUACUUUUAUAACUUUUGACUUGGAUGGAGAGUUGUCUCAUUGGCACUCAUACCACAUCUUCUUAUAUCUAUAUAAUGACAUAGUGUUGCUGUAUAUCAUAUUUGUUUUUCGUUUAUUGUUUUUUUUUAUCUUUGUUUAUAUAAAUCAGACCGUUAGUUUUCUUG